This is a messenger RNA of Caenorhabditis bovis, 639 nucleotides long. NCBI's taxonomy places the organism in Eukaryota, Metazoa, Nematoda, Chromadorea, Rhabditida, Rhabditidae. The record is from the annotation of a GenBank genome assembly.
AUGUUACAGUAUCGCUUAAUGAGUGAUAUAAUGGAGAUUCGAGUUUUUUUUUAUUGGCAGAAACAUGAAGAAAUUGACUACGUAGCUCGUCUCGAGUAUUUUCAAUGCGAGGAAAGCGAUGUGCUUAAACGAGGACAGGAACAAGCUAAUAAAUUGAUCGAAUGGUAUAAGGAAAGGCUGCAAUCAGUACAGAAAAAAGCGCGACUCUUACAGCAAGGAAGUGUUUCUUUGGAUCCAGCAGUUCACGAGCAAAAGCUGAAUUUUCUACGGGCUCAUAUCACCGAACUCAAUCGUCGAAUGAUCGCGGUGAUGGAAACAAGCGAUAAAGGAUUCCCGACGCAUAUCAAGCCUAAGAAUGUGAGCUCUUCGGCAAACGAUGACCAGCUUGUGUGGCUUCACAGACAAAAUCAAAGGCUGAACCAGGAGCUCGCUGAGAAGACACAAUUAAUUGAUCAACUUAAACGGGAGAAUGAGAUUGUGAAAAGGAAACAGCUUCAGCAGGCGCCACCACAACCGGAAAAACCAGUGCCCAUUAUUCGGCCAUCAGCGUUUGUACGUCCAGCAUACCAGGCUUAUCAAAUCAAUUCUCAAAUCUACAAUAAUAAUGCUCCCCAGAAAAUCUAUGAUACGUUGAUGUGA